This is a messenger RNA of Nothobranchius furzeri (turquoise killifish), 1656 nucleotides long. RefSeq names its product calcium channel, voltage-dependent, gamma subunit 6b (gene cacng6b). Gene Ontology annotation, cellular component: membrane; nuclear speck; nucleus. The record is from RefSeq and is a predicted model, not a curated record. Gene Ontology annotation, biological process: regulation of calcium ion transmembrane transport via high voltage-gated calcium channel; mRNA processing. Lineage: Eukaryota; Metazoa; Chordata; Actinopteri; Cyprinodontiformes; Nothobranchiidae. Gene Ontology annotation, molecular function: poly-pyrimidine tract binding; calcium channel regulator activity; pre-mRNA 3'-splice site binding.
AAACAUUUAAUCAUCAACAACCAACCAGACUGCAGCCCCCACCCCCUCUACACUCACUUUCCAUAACUCUUAUGGACCUCCCUCCCUCCUCUUUUCCCUUUCACUAACUCUCCCAUCAGCACUCUGCCCCUCUAUUAAGUUUCGAGCGUCUCUUUCCUCCCUGAACUGAACAACAGGCACCCAAACAGAAGAUUGGACAGAAAACAGGCUGGCUCUCCUGGUCCUCUCCUCCGUCUCAUCCCAUCCCGUUAUCGAACCUCAUCCGCCCACCUACAUCACUGCGGAUCUAUUCAUAGCACCUUUUUGUCUAAUUUCAGCGUCCAGCCCACUUGUUUUUACAACAUUUCUCACAGCUUUUUCUCAGUUUUCUCGCUCAGAGAACCACAACUGUGUCUCAGAUUUCUUUUGUUUUAUUUUUUUUAUAGUGCCUCCUUGCUCUCUCUUUACCCCGUUUGCUUUUAAUCUUCAUUUACCUAAGUGUCCCAGUGCUUGACCGUCCGAGGCACCGUCAGUAUGUGGUCCAACCUCUUCGUGCAGCAGGAAGAAGAUGGCCGAAUGGGGGUGGUGGGAGCCGGACAGGGUGGGGGUUUGGCUGGAAUGAAAGGUUUAAGAGGACAAAGGCGGACCAACAAGAUGAGUGACAGCCAGGAGGGUAAGAUCAAGCUGGCCUUCUUCGUGGCUAUUGUUGGGGUGACCCUGACGGUGUUGGGCAUGGGGACAGAGUUUUGGGUGGAGCUGGCCCAGCCGAAGGAUUUCAGUGGCAAUCAGACCUGCCAGAUGGCUCAUUAUGGGCUGUGGAAGGGCUGCGUCCGCACCCUGUGGGUGGCCGACAUCGACCCCGAGAGGACGAGCUGCGGCCCUGCUGAACUUCCUGGAGAAUCCAACUGCACCUACUUCAAAUUCUUCACCUCUGGGGAGAACGCUGUCAUAUUCAAGAAGACGACCAACAGGAAUUUGAACCUGGCAGCAGCUGUCUUGGCCCUUCUGAGUCUCACCAUGAUGGUGAUGGGCUCCAUCUGUAUCGCCAUGUCACUCAGCAAAGGAGUGCUCUUCUUUCUCAAACCAGCCUCCUUCUGUUUCAUUCUCUCAGGUGUUCUGGUCCUGCUGUCUGUGCUGAUUUUCCACCAGUCUGUGCUGGCACUGCUGUCCAGCGACCACUCCAUACCUCUGCACCACGAGCUGUCCUGGUCUGUAGCCUGCGUCGGCUCGGCAGGAGCCAUCCUCAUUUUCGGAGGCUUCCUUUUCAUCGUCCUCGCUCUUCCUUUCAGCCCCUGGCAGAGAUGCUUCCCACACAAGAAUAGCACCACCUAGCCUUUGAAAACUGACACACGUGUACAGUCUUCUUAAGGUUUGAGAGCAAGUGUAAGCACAUUUCUCACAGCUGUGACUUUGAGCUUGCUCUUGGCAGGUCAUUUGCUAUGAAAAGUCACACUAGGUCUUAAUUAUGCUAAUGAGGAGGAGCCACCAACACAUACCGAACACAACAAGGCAUCAGGAAGUUGAACUCACCACAACUUGCUUUAGUUUUAGCAGAAAUAGAUGGAAAACAGAGCUAAUGAUGACUAUUUUGAGAUAAAAGCUGUUACAUUUUGGCAUGAAUGGGCUUGUUUGAAGACCAGCAGCUAUACAACUGCAAAUAUAUUUUUAAAAAAUUCA